Molecule: messenger RNA, 2916 nt
Organism: Solanum stenotomum
Lineage: Eukaryota; Viridiplantae; Streptophyta; Magnoliopsida; Solanales; Solanaceae
Product: putative receptor-like protein kinase At3g47110
Biological process (GO): protein phosphorylation
Molecular function (GO): ATP binding; protein kinase activity; protein binding
Source: RefSeq, a predicted model, not a curated record
AUGGAAAUUUUCUCAAUGAGUUUUAAUUCCCACACCUUACUGGCAACCCAUGCUGUGUUUCUAUUCUCAUCUACUCUCAAAUAUGCUGCAGCAGCUACUAUACUUGGAAACGAAACUGACGAACUAGCCUUACUUGAAUUCAAGUCCCAAAUAACUGAGGAUCCAUCAAGAGUUUUCGCCUCUUGGAACCAAUCUGUUCAUUUAUGUCAGUGGACUGGAGUAAAAUGUGGCCUGACACAGGAAAGGGUCAUCAGUUUGAAUCUAAAAGGGCUGAGUCCGGCAGGUACAAUCUCAGAUCUUUCUUUGCUCAAUUCUCUUGACCUGGCAGAAAAUUCAUUCCAUGACGAAAUUCCUCAACAACUCAGCAGGCUGUCAAGGCAUCAAAACCUGAAUUUGAGUUUUAACUAUCUAACAGGGGAAAUUCCAGUUAAUCUAUCACAUUGUGUUAACCUCAAGAGCCUUGUGCUGGACCACAACACUCUUGUGGGACAGAUUCCUUACCAAGUUGGAUCUUUAACAAAGUUAGUGAGAUUGUAUCUCAGAAAUAACAACCUGACAGGAAUCUUUCCAGUGUCUAUUGGAAAUCUUACAUAUUUAGAAGAGUUGUAUUUAUCGUACAACAGUCUAGAGGGAGAAGUGCCAGCUUCUUUUGCUCGAUUGACCAAGUUGAGACUGCUUGGAUUGUCAUCCUCUUUGGCCAAUGCUUCAAAAUUGCUACAGCUUGAUUUCCCUGUAAACAAAUUCACUGGAAAUAUACCAAAGGGUUUUGAUAACUUGCGGAAUUUGUUGUGGCUCAAUGUUGGGAGUAACCAUCUUGGAUACGGUAAGAAUGACGACCUUGACUUUGUAAAUUCUCUUACCAACUGCAGCAGUCUACAAAUGCUCCAUUUUGGAGACAACCAGUUUGUAGGUACAUUAUCUCAUUCAACAGUCAACCUUUCUAGUCAGUUACAAUGCCUACUCUUCUUCGGGAACAGAAUUGGUGGAAGCAUACCCAGAGAGAUCUCAAACCUGGUGAAUUUGAAUCUACUCGACAUGAGCAACAAUAAUCUUUCAGGUAGCAUUCCAGAUUCUAUUGGAAGACUUGCAAACUUGGGAAGUCUUGACUUGCGUAACAACCUCUUGACAGGGGUAAUCCCUUCUUCAAUAGGCAACCUCACUGAACUCGUCUAUCUUUAUUUAGGAUUUAACAGGUUAGAGGGUAACAUACCUUUAAGGUUAACCUUGGGAAAUUGUAACCAACUUCUAAGAUUGGACAUUUCUGAAAACAACCUGACUGGAUCUAUACCACAACAACUUAUUGCUCUCUCAUCCCUCACAAAAGUUUAUGCAUAUUAUAACUCUUUGACUGGCACGUUACCAGUGCAUAUUGGGAACUGGAGUCAUCUUACUUAUCUAGAUUUUUCUUUCAACAAUUUUUCGGGUAUGAUUCCACGAUCUCUGGGAAAAUGCUUUGUCCCUGGGGGAGAUCUAUAUAAAGGGGAACUCCCUCUAGGGACCAUUCCCGAUUUAGAAGAUUUGCAGGAUCUCCAGUCCUUGGAUCUUUCCCUCAAUAACCUAUCAGGGCCAAUCCCUCACUUCAUUGCAAAUCUUACUUCCUUACUCUACUUAAACUUAUCUUUUAACAAUCUAGAGGGUGAGGUUCCUAUCACCGGAAUAUUUUCAAAUUUGAGUACAGAUGGAUUUGUCGGUAAUUCCAAGCUUUGUGGUGGGAUUCAGGAGCUACAUUUACGACCCUGUGUUUAUCAAGAAACUCAGAAGACACAGAAGAAGGAUGUACUUUCCCUAAAGUUAAUUUUGACAAUUGUUUUUGCUGCUUCAUUUUCAAUCCUGGCCUUGUUAAUAGUUUUCCUUUGUUGGAGAAGAAAUUUGAAAUAUCAACCAGAACCAGAAGUUAGGUCAGAAUCUGCACGUUUCUACCCCAAUAUUUCUUAUGAAGAGCUCCGCAUUGCAACUGGUGGAUUUUCUUCUGAAAAUCUUAUUGGCUCUGGCAGUUCCGGAACUGUUUACAAGGGAACUUUUGCCUCUAAUGGAAUGGUCGUUGCUGUCAAGGUACUCAAUCUACUGCAUCAAGGUGCUUCAAAAAGCUUCAUAGCAGAAUGCCAAGCAUUGAGAAACAUUAGGCACCGGAACCUUGUCAAGGUCAUCAGUGCAUGCUCAAGUUCUGAUUUCAAGGGAAAUGAGUUUAAAGCUUUAGUCUUUCGGUUCAUGCCAAAAGGGAACUUGGAUGAAUGGCUACAUCCGGAAAGGGAGAUACAGAAGAGUAAUUUGACCAUACUUCAGAGAAUGAAUAUCAUAAUAGAUGUGGCCUCUGCACUUCAUUAUCUUCACCAUCAGUGCCAAACACCCAUGAUUCACUGUGAUAUCAAACCACAGAACAUUCUUCUUGAUGAAGAUCUAACAGCUCAUCUGGGCGACUAUGGUUUGGUGAGACUCGUUCCUGGAUUCAGUAGUGGAUCGGAACUACAUCAGUUUAGUUCACUUGGAGUUAUGGGAACCAUUGGCUAUGCAGCUCCAGAAUACGGCAUGGGUAGCAAGGUUUCCAUUUUAGGAGAUGUGUACAGUUUUGGGAUUCUCAUAUUGGAGAUAUUCACUGGAAGAAGACCCACAGACACUUUGUUUCAAGCAAGCUCUAGUCUCCACCACUUUGUGGAAACAGCAUUGCCUGAGAAAGUUAUGGAGAUUCUAGAAAAAAAGGCUUUUCAUGGUGAGAUGACAAGUAUAUCAACCAAUGGAGAAGAAUACUGGGGGAACAUCAAGAAAGAACAGAUGGAAUGCUUGGUUGGCAUACUUGAGAUUGGUGUUGCAUGUUCAGCUGAAUCCCCAAGAGACAGAUUGACCAUGAGACAAGUUUACAGUAAGUUGACACUAAUAAGAGAAAAAUUUCUAGGAGCAGAAGACGUAUGAAGAGGAGAU